Dromiciops gliroides (monito del monte) is the source of this 706-nucleotide messenger RNA. RefSeq names its product protein OS-9-like. The record is from RefSeq and is a predicted model, not a curated record. Gene Ontology annotation, biological process: endoplasmic reticulum unfolded protein response; retrograde protein transport, ER to cytosol. NCBI's taxonomy places the organism in Eukaryota, Metazoa, Chordata, Mammalia, Microbiotheria, Microbiotheriidae. Gene Ontology annotation, cellular component: endoplasmic reticulum lumen. The annotation marks the transcript as partial. The transcript has a single exon.
AUGGCCUCUGCUUCUGCUGUUGUCCGACUUGCCGGCCUGCGUGGUCGGGAGCUUGAACCUGGAGGAGCUGAAUGAGAUGCGAUACGGCAUCGAGAUCUUGCCGCGGCCUGUCAUCGGGGGGCAGAGCCAGUCUUCUGAGGUCGUGAUUGUCUCCUCCAAGUACAAACAGCGAUACGAAUGCCGUUUACCAGCUGGAGCCAUUCACUUCCAGAGGGAGCAUGAAGAGGAGGCCCCUCCUUAUAAAGGGCCUGGAGUCCCUGAGUUGCUGAACCCAAUGAGAGAUGCACCCUGUCUAGUGAAAACCAAGGACUGGUGGACAUAUGAAUUUUGUUAUGGACGCCACAUACAACAAUACCACAUGGAAGAUUCAGAGAUCAAAGGUUCUGUUCUCUAUCUUGGAUAUUACCAAUCUUCCUUCAACUGGGAUGAUGAGACUGCCAAGGCCUCCAAGCAACACCGCCUAAAACGCUACCACAGUCAGAUCUAUGGAAAUGGCUCCAAGUGUGACCUGAAUGGUCGACCCAGAGAGACUGAGGUCCGGUUUCUGUGUGAUGAAGGUUCAGAUGCUUCAGGUGACUACAUUGAUCGGGUAGAUGAGCCUCAGUCAUGUUCUUAUGUGCUGACUAUUCGGACCCCUCGACUCUGCUCCCAUCCUCUUCUUCGGCCUCCUCCCAGUGCUGCCCCCCAAGCCAUCCGAUGCCAUCCA